GCCUCUCGAAGCGCAACCUGAAGAUUUUGAGGGAAGCGGGCGAGGCCCUCGAGGGCCAGCACCUGGCCAUGUUCAGAGCGGAUUGGAACAUGCAGUCGUCGAUCGUCGAGUUGUCGGGGUUACCGCGCAAAGCAAACAUGGUCAUCCUGCAGCCCCCAGCCGAGACAUGUGCCACGGCAGCGGCUAAUUCGUACAUGGACUAUUUCGUGGUGUCGCCAGCGGUUGCGAAGUUGGUCGGUAAGACCUCUGCCAUCGCGACGUGGCCGCACCGCCCGCGCAAGCCUGUGCAGUUGCAGUUCAAGGCAG
This is a messenger RNA of Prorocentrum cordatum, 306 nucleotides long. The record is from the annotation of a GenBank genome assembly. Lineage: Eukaryota; Dinophyceae; Prorocentrales; Prorocentraceae.